Molecule: messenger RNA, 3149 nt
Organism: Centropristis striata (black sea bass)
Lineage: Eukaryota; Metazoa; Chordata; Actinopteri; Perciformes; Serranidae
Gene: parpbp
Product: PARP1 binding protein
Exons: 11
Coding region: 165-1937 (590 amino acids)
Biological process (GO): negative regulation of double-strand break repair via homologous recombination
Cellular component (GO): chromatin
Source: RefSeq, a predicted model, not a curated record
ACAACACAAUAUAGAAAUACUUUUAUUUGGACCUCUCCGAUUGUUCUGUACUUAAAGCUGAUUGGUCAGGAAGCAAAACGUCACUGGCCGUUUAAAAAUUCAAAACAACUGCUCUUUGUCGUGGACGUGUGAUCUCGGAGACUUCUACAUUAUUAGAGGGGAAAAUGGAGGCUAUCAACAAUCGACUUAAGGUGAUGGUUAAAGUGUUUAGGAGAGAGUGCCACAGGGUUUUACAGUCUGAGAGGACCACCAUUCAUGGCGCUGAUGGCAUGCUGAUGUUGCUGCAGCUUGCUAUUGCUGAGGUUAAUAAGCAGCACGGCGGAGAGUUCAAAGUGGCUCUGAGUGAUGUCCUGAUGGCCUGGAAACACUUACUGUUAGACAAACUUCACCUGCCACCCCCCAACUUUGCACGCUUGGAGAACUAUGAUCUCAUCCUGGAGGCAUACGAAUCCUUCCUGAAACGCUCCAACACUGUGGACCUGGUUGAUAUCCUCUCCAUGUACAAACAGCUGAGACUGGACUCGGACCUGGAGGAGCCUGUGAGCCCGAUCCAGCUGUUUGAGUUCUUAUCAGGGAACACGGACGUCUCGGAGUUACCGGACUCCUCAGUCCCGUCAACACCAUCCAGUAAAAGCAGGCCCUGCAGCUCACAGGUGAAACUGUCAGUGAGAAGGGUUUUCUGCUCCUAUCUGAAUCUGCUCCUGAACCUGAAGAACGACAUGGCCUUGGCGCUGACCAUUGAUGUGCCCAGUCGCGCUCUUGGACGUCAGGCGUUUACCGAUAUAAAGCACGCUGCACAGAACAACAACACUUCUCUCUUCUUGACUGUGACAUCUUUCGUGAGGGCCAUCCAGCUCGGAGGGAAGGGCUACGCUCCAGCUGAGUCUGACCCACUGAGGAAACAUGUCAAAGGCCUGUCGGACUUUGUCCAGUUUCUCGACAACCUGGAAGAAAUACUGGGGGAGAUUCCUGACCCAAGUGUGUGUGGAGCCAGGCUGGUGACGGCCAUCAGGGCAGCGCUGGUGAAGGGACGCAGCAGCGGGGACGCGGUGCACGCUGCAGCUGAGGAGACGACGGAGGAGCUGAAGGCGAGGAUCUGCCAGCUACACCAGAUCCAGAAACAGAUUGCUAAUGGAAGUGGGACGGGGAUAAGCCCUGCAAGGCCAAAGGCUUACAAAGUCAACCACUGCACUGCAUACGGAGGUCGGGACACUGUGAAGGUGCUGAUGGCUCUGCUGGACGAGGAAGCACUGAUUCCUCCGUGUGGGAACAAAGCAGACCUGCUGUCUGAGGACCAGCCUGUCCUCAGUGGAGCAGAGGGGAUCUGCGUCCUCAACUUGUUCAGAUCCCCUGAAGUGUCUACUGGAUGUUCUCCAGAACCUCUAAAGAACCGAGUCCAGAGCCGGCUAGACCUGCUCAAACCCAAGCCCAAAGACAAAGGCAUUCGAUCCCAGUUUGCAUGCACAUACAAUGAUGAAGAACUGCCACUCAACCGUGUGCUGGAGUUCCCCAGCACCAGCCAGAUCCCUACCUGUGUGCACCCAGCACCUAAAGCCCAAACUCUGCCUGCUGUAGAUGAGGAGUGCAGCUCUAAUGUUGAGGAGGAAACCAAAGCCAAGUCUACAUCUGAAUGCCCGAAUAAGGAGCAGAGCGGCUUUCAGCAGGGGGCUGCUCUCAAGCCAAGAAGUGGAAAUGCCCAAAACAGAGGUGCAGGCCCUGGCAAUAGAAAGAAAACUGGCACUCAGGCGCAGGGAAAGGGCAACAAGAGGAAGCAGGUGGAUUCCGACCAGCAGGGAGGAUCAGAGAACGAGCCUCCAGAGAAGAAACAGCUCACCAGUGUCUCGGUCAAAAUGCCUGGCAAGACUGUCGGCAAGGUCUCAAGUAAGAAGAAGCUGAUAGCUGGACAGGGAAAACUAACCAGCUUCUUCAGAGUCUAAUAAUAAUUUGAACUGGCUUCCUAAUGAUGCAGUGUAUGGACUUCCCUUCAAAUGGCAUUCAUACAAAGCAGCUGUUGUUUAUUUUCUUACUGACAAAUGUUGUGAAGUGUUUGAAAGAUCCAAUUAAUGCCUAAAUAAUGAUUUUCAGUCUCCAUUAAUCUGUUGACUGUUGUUUUAAUGAAUACCUUUUGGUGAAUACGCUAAUUUGUUAUUAGCUGAGAGCUAGAUUACUGUGCGCUAAAUAUAAGGCUGGAGUUAGCAGGCAAUUAGCUUAUUUUAGCAUAAAACUAGUUAGUUAGUAAAAUAGAGGUGCUAGUUAUGUUAAUUUUUAAAUCUUUGGGCAGUCAGUCAAACCCCCAAUUACAAUCUCUAUGCUAAAAAAUUAAGCUAACUGACUAGUAGUAGCAUGUCUUACUUGCUAACAGUUAGUCAACUCGCUGUUAAAUAUGAAGCUAGCAGGUUAUUAGCUUAUUUUUGAUUAGCUCAUUUGCGCAUAAAACGGGGCUUAGCAAGCCUAAACAUGGAUAUAUGUAACAAGAUAAUUAGCGAAAUUUAGAGUGAGAUUUUUAAAGGUUUGGACAAAGCCAGGCAAACUUUUUCCCCCAGUUCCAGUUUAUAUGAUAAACUAAGCUAACUGGCUAGCAGUAGCAUUUAGCAUCAGUUUUGUAUGGAUUAAACAAGAUAUGGUGCCUUAGAUAGCUUUAGAGAUUCUCAUUUUAAACACAGCAAGAAUAACAGUUUCCCCAAUUUCCGGUCUUUCUACUAAGGUGAGCUAAUUGCCUGUAGUUGUAGAUUCACAUGUCGCAAACAAAAGGACAUCAAUCUUCUCAUUUAAUUCUCGGCGAGGUGAAGAAGUUUAUGCAAUAUCCCAAAAUGUCUAACUGCCCACCUAAUUACCUACUCUGUAAAAUGUCAGGAUGUGGAUGAAAUGAACAAAAGCUCUACGUUUAAGAAGUGGAAACCAGCAAAGGGGAAAAAUGAUGUAAUCUGUACCUCUUAUCAACAUGAUAGCAGACCUAAGUGAAUAAUUUAAGCAUCAGUUUAAUAGCAGAUCAUUAGGAGAUUAGGUAUGUAUACUUUCCUUUCAUCAAGACAAUUUGACUUGAAAUGUAUUUAAUCACUAUUUGUACAGUUAAUUUAUCUUGUAAAAUUCCACAGCGAAAUGUGUGUAAAUAUGAUGCAGAUUUUUCACUUUUAAUAAACUUUUAUUUG